Arxiozyma heterogenica is the source of this 456-nucleotide messenger RNA. RefSeq names its product DNA-directed RNA polymerase core subunit RPB8 (gene RPB8). NCBI's taxonomy places the organism in Eukaryota, Fungi, Ascomycota, Saccharomycetes, Saccharomycetales, Saccharomycetaceae. The record is from RefSeq and is a predicted model, not a curated record. Gene Ontology annotation, cellular component: RNA polymerase III complex; RNA polymerase I complex; RNA polymerase II, core complex. Bases 1 to 456 code for a protein of 151 amino acids. Gene Ontology annotation, biological process: DNA-templated transcription. The transcript has a single exon.
AUGUCUAACACUUUAUUUGAUGAUGUAUUUACAGUGACAGAAACCGAUCCGGGUCGUUAUAAUAGAAUCUCUCGUAUCGAAGCCAUAUCAACCACUCAAGAACAAUGUAAAUUGACACUAGAUAUAAAUAUUGAACUAUUCCCAGUACAACCACAAGAACAAUUAACAGUUACUCUAGCUUCUUCUUUGGAUAUCGACUCUAAUAACGAUGGCAGUAACAGUAGUAGCACUGGCAGCAAGACUAACAGUUGGAGACCUCCACAACCAAAUGAAAGAUCGUUGGCUGAUGAUUAUGAUUAUGUCAUGUAUGGUACAGCCUAUCGAUUUGAAGAAGUUGCUAAAGAUAUCAUUGCUGUCUAUUAUUCCUUUGGUGGUCUUUUGAUGAGAUUGGAAGGUAACUACAGAAACUUAAAUACCUUAAAACAAGAAAAUGCAUACUUAUUAAUCCGUCGUUAA